This is a messenger RNA of Malaya genurostris, 7604 nucleotides long. It is a transcript of the gene IA-2, whose product is annotated as receptor-type tyrosine-protein phosphatase-like N. The coding region runs from base 687 to 3872 and encodes 1061 amino acids. Gene Ontology annotation, cellular component: secretory granule. The record is from RefSeq and is a predicted model, not a curated record. NCBI's taxonomy places the organism in Eukaryota, Metazoa, Arthropoda, Insecta, Diptera, Culicidae. The transcript has 10 exons. Gene Ontology annotation, biological process: protein dephosphorylation. Gene Ontology annotation, molecular function: protein tyrosine phosphatase activity.
UCCCGUGUUGGGUGCCAAGCGGUUUCGGUGGACUGAAACUCUCCGGCUGACGCUCUUUGUUUUUGCCGGAGCACAAUUCUCACGCUCACUUCGUGAGCUUAUCUACAUCGUCUUGCUGAAGAUUUUCUCGGAAGCGAAGGUUCAGUCUUGAGCAGAUUUUUCAUCCUGAAAGGUGAAGUGAAAAGCUUCGUGACAAACCAUAUUGUCACUGAAAUUAUCUAGGAAAUUUUCCAUUGUUUUUUGGUUUUUCAGUUCGUUUUAAAGUGCCAUCGUUGAGUUUUACCUUGGAAAAUAUAGUCCAAAAUAAGUGGUCCAGUGGUGCAGCGGAACCCUCGGGUGGGGCUGUGCCCCAAAGAAGUGUUCUAGAAUAGCGGGCUGGAGUGGUGCAAUUUUCCAGCAAUGUUGGGAUUAAUGGAUUUGUACUGAAUUUGCUGUCACAGCUGAAAACAAGUCGUAGCUUCCCUUGCACAACACUUGGAUCCAGAUAUCCAGGAAAGUAGCGGUCAACAUCGGACCAGUAUUGAUUCUCGUGACAGCUAGUGUUGAUCCUGCAACCAGUGUAAUAAAACGGAAAUCCCACGAGUAGCCUGACUGAGUCCGUCAACCGCCAUCCCCCGUCUCCUGAAAUCAAGCCGUGCAAGCGAGAGGGGGCCAGCAUAACUUUAAAGUGAUGUAAUAAUAGCACAAUGUCAAAUAUUGACAUAUCGACGACAGCACUAGCAGCAUGGACACACAACUGGCGACAACGCGUACAAUUGCUGGUGGCAUCAUGGCUGAUGCUGGUCAAUAUUGGCAGUAGCACCGUCUCGGCCGAGGGCAAUAUCGGAUGCCUCUUCGCCGAGACACUCUGCGUCGAACAUCUCGAGUGGUGCUACGAUGAUUUCGUAUUCGGCAAGUGUCUUCCACAAUACGGACUGGAACCGGAAGAACUUUUCCGGGAGCCGCUCGAUGAAGAUCAAUCUCGGUUUUUGGCGAUUAUGCUGGAGGAUCUGCAAGGAGCUGGUUUGGGUUGGGAGCACCCAUUCACUCAGUGCCGUAUGCAGGGAGCCCUCUUUGCAAUGCGUUCCAAUACGGAAAUUCCUCGGAACCUGUGUGCUAACCUAGCCCCAGAUCCAGAAGUACUUGGCCCACAAAGCCCGUUAGCAUUUGUUCGUUUCACCCCCCCAAACGAUGAAUACGCUGAUGAAGUGUACUUUCCUCCGCUAAAGAAGUCAUCAUCGUCUGCACAUUCUCCAUCGUUCUAUCCGUCUGCUUUGCGCACCGUGAAGAAGUCUCCGAACAUAGAACUCCUUGCGGAACCUCUUGUACCUAUAAUUCCGAAAUAUCAUCACACGCCAAUUGUAGAAGAGAUUGAACCUAUGCCAUACCCAAUUAUAUCACCUGUCAUUGAUCAACAACAAGAAGAACGGGAACGAAGUCGUCUUCGCGAGUUACGAAAUCGAGCAGCUCUUCGUCGGAUGCUACAGCAACUGGAGGUUAGUAAUUUGGAACCCCAACGCUAUCCUAGUCCUGACGUCACCGACUAUCUCGACGAUGUGGUUCCUAACGAGAUCGAACUCUUCAAUAUUCGAACCAAACAACCAACUUCACUCAACGAGAAACGCGAUCACUCGAUUUUCAAAGAGCAGAAAGCCGAUAUUGAUGAGGAAAAAGCCCUGAAAAAGUUAGUGGAAAAGCUGACUCCUCUGGAUGAUCCCGAUUACACUUUCAUAAACCCUAAGACUACUUCAUUCCGGGAAUAUGCCAACAAGCAUCAUAUUCCCAAGAUCUCCAAUUUUGCUCCCGAAAAUGUCAAUGAUCCCGUCAACAAUAAAGACACUCCCAAUCUGGACAAGUUCUAUAAUCCUGCCCAUCACCAUCUGAAUGAUCUCAACGAAUUCCCCAGCACGUUCCGUGAGGAUGCCCAGUAUGCCCCGUCCGAGGCGGGUCUCUACACCGAGGGUGGAUUCGUCUACGUACCGAAAACGGGCACGACGAAGGGUAAAAAUGAAGCGCGCGCCUUACUGGACAACAUCCUCGGUUUCACCCGUCACGAGCGAUUGGAUGUGAAGAAACCGGGUCCCCCGGCAGGUCCACCGCCGUCGUCACCAUCGGUCAGUGAAGUGCCGCAGGAAACGUUGCCCAGCAGCAGCAGCAGCAGUAAACAGGAGCCGGACGACGAUUCCAAGCGGCCCAAGUCGAAAAAGGAAUUGCACGUUCACACCGAUGAUAACCAUGCUCCACAUUCCGUCGAUACCGAGUAUGCACACGUGAUUUUGAAAAAUCCGAUUGAUAACUGGAAAGAUGGAUCCCGGAUCGUUACCGCGCUGGCUGAAUUACUGAACAUGCAGGGAUAUUUCACACAUCCAAGAGUUGAUCGCCAUGAAGUAUCGUUUCGCGUCGAACAGAACCCGGACAAGAAAACGGCCGCAGACGUAGCGAAGCAAAUCAAUGACAGCCGGUUCAAGAACAACCUCUCCCGGCGCCUUGGAGUUCUGGUGAUCCAGGCUGGCGUAGGUGACAAAACCAAGGAAAUAGAUGCCGUGACCACCGAACGGUUGAAGCGCGUCGAGGAAGGACCCGAUGUAACCCACGUGAUGGCGUUUAUGUUUGCAGGAGCUGGUGCCGCAGCGAUUAUUGUGAUCAUGAUCACUUUGUUUCUUAUCAAGAAGCAUGACAAAAAGAAGGAUAAACUAGGUGGUCUACAGGCUGGGUUAGCCGGAGCGGACAGUUGCAGUAAGGACUAUCAAGACCUGUGCCGAGCAAGGAUGGCCGGAAAGGCAGGUACAAAUGAGUCACCAGGAGGACGGAUAACUUCGUUGGCGAAAGAAGCUGAACGUCCACCAUCGUCUCGGUCCAGCACAUCGUCCUGGAGUGAAGAACCUGCUUUGACAAACAUGGACAUCUCUACCGGUCACAUGGUUUUAUCGUACAUGGAGGAUCAUCUACGCAACAAGGGUAGAUUGCAACGAGAAUGGGAGGCACUGUGUCGUUAUGAAGCAGAACCUAGUGCCAGAGAUGCUGCAUCGCAGACACAAUGUGCUCCUCUAAACCGCCCGGGAGCACCGCUACCUUAUGAUCAUUCUCGGGUUGUACUGAACCAUUUGGCCAAUGCGGAAGGAAUGGAUUACAUUAAUGCUUCUACAAUCACGGAUCACGAUCCUCGUGCCCCGGCCUAUGUAGCAGCUCAGGGUCCAAUGCAGUCAACGCUGGCCCAUUUCUGGCAGAUGGUGUGGGAACAGGGUGCCGUCGUACUGGUGGCACUCUGUCGACUACAAGAAAAUGGCGAAUCAGCCUGUGCCCGGUACUGGCCCGAGGAAGGUGCGGAAGUGUACCACAUCUACGAGGUACAUCUGGUCAGCGAACACAUCUGGUGCGACGAUUAUCUGGUGCGGUCAUUCUAUCUGAAAAAUUUGCGCACGGGAGAAACACGCACCGUCACCCAGUUCCACUUCCUUUCGUGGCCCCAGAGUGGUGUUCCGACCUCGGCCAAGGCGCUGUUGGACUUCCGGCGCAAGGUGAACAAAUCGUACCGAGGACGUUCGUGUCCGAUUGUUGUGCAUAGCAGCAACGGUUCCGGCCGCACCGGUGCGUACAUCCUACUGGACCUGGUGCUGGGUCGCAUGAAUAAGGGUGCCCGGGAGAUCGACAUCGCGGCUACACUGGAGCACUUGCGCGAUCAGCGGGCAGGACUGGUUGCUACCCGGCAACAGUUUGAGUUUGUGCUGAUGGCCGUGGCCGAGGAGGUGCACGCCAUUCUGAAAGCUCUGCCACAGAACUCGGGUGCUAGCGGCGAGAAACGACCAAGUGAUCCGGAGAAGGAACAGCUGCAGCACAGCAAAGAUCACUCGGAAUCGGAGGCUAAGGAAAAGGAUAAACCAACGGAUAAGUGAAUAAUAAACGGUUCAAUUGCAUAAGUUUUUUUUAAAGAGUUAUGGUUUGUGUUUCCGUUUUCCGAGAUUCAGUUUUUGCCCCCCAAAAACUUGUUGCUCAAAAUAGAGAAAUAUGACUUGUUAUGGAAAUUAACUUUUACUUGUUUCUAAGAAUUUCUUUUCAACUAUCAUUUAGGGUUCGAAAAUUAUUUUACAAUUGUAAAGUUUUGCACAAAUAGGUUUAACAUCGGUUGUUGUAGUUCAGAUUAAGUUGAUGGAACACGAAACACUCGAUACUGGAAAACCAAUGCAAACGUCUUAGGGAAUUUUGAAUGACACAAAUAAAACCCAAACCAAAUUAUUGAGUAUAGCUGUUAUUUAAUCAAUCAUUAAAACAAAUAUAAAUUAAAAGAGAACGUAAUUAUUAUCUGUCAAUUUUUCUAACUAGUGAUAGAACAAAUUGACAACAACAAUGAAUCAAGCCAUGAGGACAAGUUUUACCCUCGUCUUGAGCGAGGGAAAAUUUGUCCUCCUUAAAUUCGAGGUAUUUUCAAGCAUCUAUUGGGAAACAUUUUCUAUCAACCAGCAACACAUUCCGGUCAAAAUAUUGGUACCUGCGCCGGUUAUCCGCCGCCAGCCAGCGGAAGUGACAUAUUCGGAAACAAGAUCUGAAAAGAAGUUACCACCAAUCAGAAGUUAGAGGCGCAUACACCGGACAUAUGUAGACGAGUAAUGUUGAAAUAAUCAGAUAAGAUAAAUAUCAUCAUUUAAUUAUUUCUAUAAACUGAAAACAAAAAAAUAUAAGAACAGUAACAGUAAAUGGCAUCUAACCAAACCAAGUUCACAUAUGUACCUCUAAAGAAAACACUUUUUUUAAUAUGAAGAUGAAUUUUAAAGCCGUUAGAAAUGAAGAUAAUUGAAUUAAAAAGUAUAUAUUUGAAGGGCCAGGGCCAUGGUCAGGAACACUGCAGAUGAGAUUAUGUAUGAGUAACAAAUACAAAUGAUAAAUCAGACGCAACCGACACAUCAUCACACAAUCACAUACACACACACGCGCAAUAAACGGUGCGGUUCGCCGUGCGGUUUAUUUACACAUUCUACCACCAUCUGGUGACGAACUAGGGAAACAACUAUCGAUGCAGCUAUUAGAUAGGAUUCUAUAGAAUACGAACAGUGGCGAGGGUUUGUUAAUCCGACACCAAACGGAUGGAAACGUGAGAAAUGAAAUAUAUAUUUUUUGAUUCCUUAUUGGAUUUGAAGACGCACGGAAAAAAGAAGACUACAAGCUGAAUCUUAUUUUGGAUAACGACAAAUGAAACAUGCGAUUGUUCGAUGAAAACAGUUAAAUAACAUAAGGUAGCUUUUAAACAAAGAGAAAAUCCAACAGAUUGAAGAAGAGGCUCUUCACGCAUUUCUUCAUAUUAUAUAUAUACAUAUAAAUAUUGGAGCUGUAAGAUAAGUACUUAUAUAUAUUAUAUACAUAUACAGUAAAGGUACAUUUCGCACGUCUCCAACAAACAUGUUAUAAUGAUGAAACAUAAACUAGCACAGCAUAGAAAUAUAAAUAUUGGCUCACCCUGCCCUGUCAACGUGUCCUAAGCUAUCCAGCCAGUUUAGGCUCAUUGACAGGUGAAAUCAUCCGAACUUUUUGCUAAUUUCCCUUGUAGAAGGAAACACUAGCACGACCAGAGAGUAGGUAGAUUUCGGCAGAUUGUAGAGUGGAUUUGACAUUUAUUUUGGUUACUUCUUUUCGGGGGCCAUACCGAAACACAUUCCUAAAACGGUUAAAGUAGGCGUGAAAAUUACCUCUCUUUGGUCGGCACAAGAAUGCGGAAUAUUAAUGAGAAAAAAAAAACAAAAAUAUUGGAAACAGAACAUCCGGUUGAAAAAAAAAUAACCUAUUUGUUUACAUUUGAACUGUCAAACGAGUUAUCUAGAGACUGACAUAUGUCUGUUUUGUACACGUUUUCUCUUUUUUUUUGCUACUAAAAUUUUGUCCCACUGGAUAAAGAACUUAACUUUUUGAAUAACAAAGUUAAACCAUUGUCAUUCUUUUCGAUGAAACAUCUGACCUUCGUUUUCACUUCACAUGAAAUAUUACCUAGUAUUCUAUCAGCAAAGGAAAGAACCUUAUAAAAUAUAUUCGAUGUAACAAGUUUCAAAAACUAUUUCGAAGAUGCAAACACAUUUUUAAGUCAUUAUUCCUAGAAAUUAGACAUAUUAUACAGAUUCAUAUACAUAAACAAACGACUAUAUACAAAAGUUAUCCAUAUAGCAAACAACUUAAAGCAAAAAUCACAAAUGGGGCUUAUUAUUAUACAUUAAUCAUUGUUUGGUAUUAGGCAAUGGCAAAACAAAAAACCAUUGUCACAAUCAUUUAAUGGUACAUCUUUGUUGUUUAGUAAUCGCGUCGACUGCACUGAGAUCUCAAUCAUCAGAGAAAAAGUUACACUGGAGAUCCUCUCUGCGUCGGUACGAAUUGUUGUGUGAAAGAACAUUGAAGGUGUUAGAUGGUGAAAAAAAAAUGAAACAAGUUAUUCUUAUCAUUUAGAGAAAAAAAGAAGGGAAUUAUAACAGUUAUAUAUUACGUGGUAACAAAAACAAAAAUGAAAAGUAUUCAUAUAUUCUUGUGUAUAAAUGUCCACAGCAAAUAGCAUUAUCAAAACUCAAAACAGGCGAAAUAAAAUGUAUAUCAACUAAACUCCAUUGUCCUAAUUAAACACCUGGAGAAACGUGCUUGUAUAGAGCGUUACAAAAACAGACUAUCUGUUGUUCUGAUUAGGAACAAAACACGGAUCAUUUAAACAAUGAAUAAAGCAUUCUAACACACCUAUUUUACGAAUGAGUAACAGCACAACGCAGAAAGUUUAAUUGUUUACACUCAAAUUUAAUUGAAACGAGUGCUGAAAAGAGAGAGAGAUACAACGUAACUCGAAAUCCUAAACUGAAAUGGAAUUACGAGAAUUUUCACAUAUUCGACCAGUUUUUCAAACCAAAUUCGAGCGUCGCGGUCGUUUAUGCCUUAAGUAGCAAAUAACUUACACAGUUUGUUACAAAUUCAGCCACAUGUAGCUAGCAGCACUCAGAAUGUUUUUCGUCGGUCACCCUGAAUUUUCGCGAAAUCUCCUAACCAAGCAGAGCAGAGUGUAGUAGAUCAGAACGGAUUAAUGACAGCAGAGACGAGUAACACCGGAUAAAAAUCUCUGAAUCAAAUUUCUUUAUGGUAACAUAUUUAAACAUCAGUCACAAAAUAUGUAAAAUAUUUACAGAACACAAACACAUCCUUAUUACAUGUUGUGUAAUGCAUGAAUAUACAUACAAUAACGCAGCAUGAAAAACUAUGGAAAUAUAUUAAACAUAUUCUACUGAGAAAUAAAUCAAGCAAAACAAAGUGAUUCUAUUUAUCUGUAUUAUCAGAAUAGAUUACAGUUCCCAACUGCACACAAACAUACACAAACAUGCACGACACUGGUCUAAAUAUUUGGAAACAGUGCUUCGCAGAGAGACUUUUAUUAUCAAAGCACACCGGAAGAGAAGGUAAACAUUAAUGUUAAAUUCAAUGAAGUUCCCCAAUCUAUCGAAUGUGUAUGAUGUAGUGAACUCUUUUUACCUGAUAACAAGCUAAACAAGAAGAAGAAAAUAGACAAAAAAAAACUAAAUAAAAUAGUGAUCGAAUGAACAAAAUCUACACGACAGGUGAAUGGAUGCUGAGGAUCAGCAGGCGAUGGAAAUAAAGUCCAAUUAUGACAGUCA